This is a messenger RNA of Panicum hallii, 2050 nucleotides long. Its product is annotated as glucose-1-phosphate adenylyltransferase small subunit 1, chloroplastic/amyloplastic. Bases 144 to 1676 code for a protein of 510 amino acids. The transcript has 10 exons. The record is from RefSeq and is a predicted model, not a curated record. Gene Ontology annotation, biological process: glycogen biosynthetic process. Gene Ontology annotation, molecular function: glucose-1-phosphate adenylyltransferase activity. Lineage: Eukaryota; Viridiplantae; Streptophyta; Magnoliopsida; Poales; Poaceae.
GAAAGCAAAACGCCAAACAGUCUCUGUGUGAAACUCGCAGCGCCGGGCAAAGGACACAACACUCCACAGUGUCAGUCACUGCACCCCAUCACGCCACCCUCCCUUCUCGGCCGUUGCCGCGAGCGAGCUCGGACCCACCGCCGAUGGCGACGGCGACGGGCGCGAUGGCCGCCACCUCCCAGGCCCCGAUCCCUGCUGCCGCCGCGUUCCCGGGUGGUCUCGGCCUCGGACGCCGCCGGGCGGCCGCGCCAGGGUGGCGCGCCGGCGGGAGGCGCCUGCGUGCGUCGCCGUCCGCCCGGAGGCCGUUCGUGUUCUCGCCGAGGGGCGUGUCGGACUCGCGGAGCUCGCAGACGUGCCUCGAUCCGGACGCUAGCACGAGUGUUCUUGGGAUUAUCCUUGGAGGUGGUGCUGGGACAAGGCUAUAUCCACUGACGAAGAAGAGGGCAAAGCCGGCAGUACCGCUGGGCGCCAACUACAGGCUCAUAGAUAUCCCAGUCAGCAACUGUCUGAACAGCAACGUGUCAAAGAUCUAUGUACUGACGCAGUUCAACUCUGCUUCGCUCAACCGCCACCUCUCGAGGGCCUAUGGGAACAACAUUGGUGGGUACAAGAACGAGGGAUUUGUUGAGGUCCUUGCAGCACAACAGAGCCCAGAGAAUCCUAACUGGUUUCAGGGUACUGCAGAUGCUGUACGUCAAUACAUGUGGCUAUUCGAGGAGCACAACGUCAUGGAGUUCCUUAUUCUGGCUGGAGAUCACCUGUACCGUAUGGACUACCAAAAGUUCAUUCAAGCACAUAGAGAAACAGAUGCUGAUAUAACUGUUGCUGCACUACCAAUGGAUGAACAACGUGCAACUGCAUUUGGCCUUAUGAAAAUUGAUGAUGAAGGGAGGAUAGUUGAGUUUGCUGAGAAACCGAAAGGAGAGAAGUUGAAAUCAAUGAUGGUUGACACCACUAUACUGGGUCUUGAUCCAGAGAGGGCCAAGGAAUUACCUUAUAUUGCUAGUAUGGGAAUCUAUGUUUUUAGCAAAGAUGUGAUGCUUAGGCUUCUCCGAGAAAACUUUCCUGCAGCAAAUGAUUUUGGGAGUGAGGUUAUUCCUGGAGCAACAGAAAUUGGAAUGAGGGUGCAAGCUUACUUAUAUGAUGGUUACUGGGAAGAUAUCGGCACUAUUGAGGCAUUUUAUAAUGCCAACUUGGGAAUAACCAAGAAGCCUGUACCGGAUUUUAGCUUCUAUGACCGUUCUGCUCCAAUUUAUACGCAACCUAGAUACUUGCCUCCUUCAAAGGUUCUUGAUGCUGAUGUAACAGACAGUGUCAUUGGCGAAGGCUGUGUUAUUAAACAUUGCACAAUCAACCAUUCUGUGGUUGGACUCCGUUCCUGCAUUUCUGAAGGUGCAGUUAUAGAGGACUCUUUGCUAAUGGGUGCAGACUAUUACGAGACUGAAGAUGAUAAGAAAGUCCUUUCGGAGACUGGUGGUAUUCCCAUUGGUAUUGGGAAGAAUGCACAUAUCAGAAAAGCAAUAAUUGACAAGAAUGCUCGUAUUGGAGAAAAUGUGAAGAUAAUCAAUUUUGAUAAUGUCCAAGAAGCAGUAAGGGAGACAGAAGGAUACUUUAUCAAAAGUGGCAUAGUCACGGUGAUUAAGGAUGCCUUGAUCCCUAGUGGAACAGUCAUAUAGAGUCAACGGUCACCAUGUACAUAAGGUUGGUUUGCAGCAGAUGGUGAUCACCGAUGCACAUUAAGUCGUUUCCAUCCCUUCCAGACCAUUUUCCAUGUUGCAAAAUCACCAAGUUCCGCAUCAACUUGCGAGGAUAUAAUGAAAUAAUAGAACGGAGUUACUCAAAGGCGCCAGUUUCCAAUCACUAGCAUGAGGCUCUGUUCAAAAUGUAUUGUUGAGUGGAAUUUGGAUAUCUUGAUAUGUAUAAUGUAUCCUUUUGCGUUUUCAGACUUCAAAAUACAAUGUUCUUAGACUCUUUGUUACCUUAAUAUGCUCCCUGCAUUGCCCUGGGAAUGAGGAUUAAAUAUGCCAUACAUAAUAUGAUUUUUGUCUGA